AUGUCAAAGAAGAGAAUCUAUGUUAAACUUGAAGGGAGCGACUAAUUGAUUCCUAUAGCAUGGUAUGAGGGCACUCCAAUCAUUAGUAUAUUAGGACUUAUAAAAGAAGCUUUCGGAAUAUCAAGCAAAGAUAAUAAUUCAAAUAUUGCUCACGACCUGAAAAUGAUUGGUCUAUAUGACAGUGAUGGAGAUCUAGUAGUAAUUUCGGAUAGCAUACCUAACGACCAAACUUUCACUCAAAGACAAGAUAACUUGAACGAGACAAGUGCUAGCUAUCACAGAUAAAACAAUUUUUAGCAGCAUAUCUAUCAACAGCCACCAGGUCCCUAUUAUUAAGACUAAGUUUAGUAUCCUUAAUAAACUUAAUAAUACGGGCAACCUCAAUUUUACCCUGGUCCUCAUCCUUAGAUGUAUUAAGGUUACCCACCAUAGCACCAAUAGAACUUGAUAUCUUAAGAUCCGUAUUGGCACCAACAUUAACUCCAAUAUCAACAGCAGCAUGUGCUUAUGACUCCUUAGACAUUCUAUCAUAAUGAUUUAUAGAAUAGAACGUCAUAAAAUUCUCCGAGAUAAUCACCAACCAGAUUUUUCAAUGGCUAGCAAACUAAUCUUUAGCCACCACAAUCUGUAAGAAUGCAACCUUCAGCUAGAUUCAAUCAAAAUAAUCAGCAGCAGUAUGCAAAUUUAUAAGCUAUGGGCAUGGGACUCAGAGGAACAUCUAAAAUGUCUUCAAAUAAUGCUAGUGAAUAGUCUGAAACAUUGUCCUAGAGAAAAGUGUCUGAUAAAAGAAACAAUUUAAAGAAUAUAGUUGCAGGUGAACUCGGCUUCAAAAAACCAGGAUCUGUAAUAUCUUCAUAACUCUCAUCACAAGAAUCCAAUGAUUAGGUAAUGAGUUUGCGUGGAUUUGGAGUUACAAAUAGACCUGGUUCCGAUAAUGGGGACUAAACUAGUUAAACUAACUAUGGCUAGGCAAGUCUCCUUAAUACACCAUUAGCAAAUACAAUGAAAAAAGUAGGAAUGAAUCCGAAUCUUGCUAAUAAUAGACUUAAUCAAUUCUUGGUUAAGAAAGGUGGGAAUAGCUCUUAUUCAGGGGGUGGUUCACCAUUGACAACUUAAAAUAAUGGAGGAUCAUAUAGAGAUGGAACAGGAGGCCCAUAAAUGCAUUAGUAAACAAUUAUUUAAGGACAUCCAAAUCAAAACAUAUAACAUAGACCCUCAAGAUUUUAAAACGGAGAUGCUUCUUCAGGAGGAUUUUAAGAAUAUACCACAUCCUAAUUUGGAGAAGCAGAUGAUUUUAUGUUUUACGAAGGGCACCAUAAUAAUAUGGGUAGUCCUAGAUCUGCCCUAUAUCCUGAUAAUUUUCAGAAUUAGUUAGGUCAAAUCUAAAAUAGAUUCAUUCAUUCGGAUGAAACAGUGUCAAUAUAAGGUGACUAUAUAGAUAUGCAAGGCAAUAAUCUAUCACCUUAAAUGUUACCAAUGAGGCAACCUCAAUACACUCUCUAGCAUAAAGCCUAAAUGUUUAGAGGCAAAGUCUAGGAGUAGUAUCCUCACCAAAAUAACUAGUAGACGUAGUAAAUAAUUUCUCAAGAUAUGAUGAACAAUUAACAAAUGGAACAUUGA
Molecule: messenger RNA, 1620 nt
Organism: Stylonychia lemnae
Lineage: Eukaryota; Ciliophora; Spirotrichea; Sporadotrichida; Oxytrichidae
Source: the annotation of a GenBank genome assembly